CUUUGCACAAUACAGCAUAAAAAUGUCCACAAAAUUUUAUUGUAUAUUAGCAAUUGUUUUGUUUUCCUUUGUUCAAGUUAGAAAUACCGCUUCAAUUACCAACUACAAAUCGCCUUUGAUCGCUGAGUACGUGGAACAUUGUCUUCGUGAAUCGCGAGCGAAUCCCGAACAUAUUAUAUUUUUGAAAAAUGGUGUCAUACAUAGUCCCAAUUACGCCUUGAAGAAUUGGCUGUUAUGUUACCUUUCGAGAACGGGAGUCAUGUCACCUGAAGGGGUGCUCAAACAACACGUAGUUAUGAAGAAAGUAGCAAAACAAGAUAAAGAUUUGGUUGAGAAGAUCAUUGACAAGUGUUUGUUCAAGACACCACACGAACCAGUGGACACAGCCUGGAAAUAUUUGACCUGCUUCCGUAAAAGACAACCACAAUACGCGAGAGAAAUUAAUCAUAUAUAACUAAGUGGACAAAAAUAAAUAAAGAUAUCUAAUAU
Molecule: messenger RNA, 489 nt
Organism: Danaus plexippus (monarch butterfly)
Lineage: Eukaryota; Metazoa; Arthropoda; Insecta; Lepidoptera; Nymphalidae
Exons: 4
Coding region: 23-454 (143 amino acids)
Biological process (GO): sensory perception of smell
Molecular function (GO): odorant binding
Source: RefSeq, a predicted model, not a curated record